Molecule: messenger RNA, 1783 nt
Organism: Blepharisma stoltei
Lineage: Eukaryota; Ciliophora; Heterotrichea; Heterotrichida; Blepharismidae
Source: the annotation of a GenBank genome assembly
AUGGAAACAAACAAAUCUUUAUCGAAAACUAUUCUGAAAGGAAGAUUUAUUUCUCAUACUAGAAACCCACAAAAAUCUCAGUCCUUAACAAAUUUUAAUUUUAAAGCCCCAAGCAAAAAAAAAUCAAGUACUUUGAAAAUUUGUGACCCGUUGAAAAUUACCACACCGAUUAAAUUAAUUUCAAAAAUCCCCAGCGUCGAUCAGCCCAAAAUUCUUGAACAAGACCUAUUAAAUUUCCAGAAAAAAAUCGCGCUUCCUACCACCUAUAUCGCGUCCUUAAAAAUAAAAGUGAUAGAUGAUGCUUUGGAGCCUGGGCUGUUAUCUCCUCCUGGCUUCAAACAAAAAGAUAUUAAGCCUUCUACAAACCCUGGCCAUGACCGAAGAAAAGCUUUAUCUAUGAACGACCUUGUAUUACCAUCUGUAAAAACAAGAAUAUCAGAACCGUUUCCUGAUUCACACAUUUUAUCAUUACAAUCCCUGCAAUUUAUUAUAGGAGAGAUGAAAAAACCUGUCAGAGAUAUUGAAAAAAUAUAUAACUUUUUAUAAUAAAUUAAAAUAUUGAUAUUUCUUAUACUAAAUAAGACUAAUUUACUAUAAAAAAGGCAUAUAACAUGACUAGACGCUUGAAAUUUUUUCUUCAAUACAAGGCAGAUAUCGUUAAACAAAUGCUGAGGGUCGGGGAAUAUGAAUUUUACAGUAAAGGACAAAUUAUUUUCAGAGAAGGAGAACUCGGGAAACAUUUAUAUGUGAUUUUAAGAGGAUCAAUAGGAGUCCAAAAAGAGUCAAAAAAGCCAGGAGAACUUGCUUAUAUAAUUAAUUCAAGAUAUGAUGGAGAAGUUAUAGGUGAGUAUGCAAUUGUGAGAGGAAACGUAAAUAAUGCGGCUGCACAGAGAAGUGCGACGUGCUUUGCGGCUGAGGCGUGCCAUAUGAUUAAAAUUGCAGCUGAGGAUUAUGUGUUUGCAGUUAGUGCAAAUAUUGAUAUAGAAAGCAAAAUUCUUCAUUUCUUGAAUGGGUUAGGACCGUUUGAGCAUAUUGCUCCUAUUGAUUUGGCGCUGCUGGCGAAUACUUUGAAUAAAGAGUAUUUUGGUCUUGAUGCAGUUGUAUUAGGAGCUGGGAUGAUUCCAAAAGGAAUGUACAUAGUUUAUUCAGGUAGGGUAAAAAUUACUUAUCCAUUUAAAACUCCAAAAUACUCCAAAAAUUCAAAUAAAAUCACUUACUCCCUCCUUUUUGAGCUAGCAAAACCAUUGGAAAAAUAUUUUUUGGGUAAAAACCUAUCCUCUAUGAGCGAAAAUUGUUUAUGAAAAAUUAUUUUGAUAUAUAAGUGACAAUUAUUAUAAUGAAAUCAUUAGCUAACCCUGUCUAAUUUAAACAGUCUGCACUUUAAAACAUAAAUUUUACAAACUAAAUUAAAAUUUACUUUAAAAUUAAUUAUUUCGAUUUGGAAUUUUUUUAAUUUUGAAAAAAAAAUACUAUAUAAAUUUUUAAAAAAAAAAAUUAAUCCCCCAUCCAUGUCGAACAGAAUUGUUUUCUUCGCUCGUCGUGGGGGAGUUAUAAAAACAGCAUCAAGGAUUUUUAUCUGCCAAGAGGAAGCUAUUUCGGACAGCGAAUCCUUCUUGGUGAGUAUCAGCCUGCGAAGUAUUCAGUGAUAUCCGAUUCAGCACAAACAUCAGUAUUAGUGAUCACCACUCAUGAGUUUAAUUUACUUUAUAACCCCAAUAAAGAAGACACUAUUAAUUAUUUAUCAAAAUCACACCAAUUUGAUAUUGAUAUACCUAAUUUAUAA